Messenger RNA from Saccharomyces cerevisiae S288C, 834 nucleotides. It is a transcript of the gene MPD2, whose product is annotated as protein disulfide isomerase MPD2. The record is from RefSeq and is marked reviewed. Gene Ontology annotation, cellular component: endoplasmic reticulum. Gene Ontology annotation, molecular function: protein disulfide isomerase activity. Bases 1 to 834 code for a protein of 277 amino acids. NCBI's taxonomy places the organism in Eukaryota, Fungi, Ascomycota, Saccharomycetes, Saccharomycetales, Saccharomycetaceae. The transcript has a single exon.
AUGAAAUUGCACGGCUUUUUAUUUUCCGUAUUAUCAACAUGCGUCGUCAUUUUACCAGCGUUGGCCUACAGUGAAGCUGUCACGAUGGUCAAGUCGAUUGAGCAGUACUUCGAUAUCUGCAAUAGGAAUGAUUCUUACACAAUGAUAAAAUACUACACUUCUUGGUGCCAACAUUGUAAAACUCUGGCCCCAGUAUACGAAGAGCUUGGUGAGCUAUACGCCAAAAAAGCUAAUAAAGAUGAUACCCCAAUUAACUUCCUUGAAGUUAACUGUGAAUUCUUCGGGCCAACUUUAUGUACCGACUUGCCUGGAUUUCCAAUAAUUGAACUGGUCAAACCUCGUACUAAGCCCUUAGUUCUUCCGAAGCUCGAUUGGUCGUCUAUGAAAUUUCAUGAAAGACUAUGGCAAAGAAUCAAGACGUGGUUCAACAAUCCUAAGUACCAACUGGAUACGUCUAGGGUUGUUCGUUUUGAAGGGAGUAGGAACCUAAAGAGUUUAAGCAACUUUAUCGAUACUGUAAGAAGUAAAGAUACAGAAGAAAGAUUCAUAGAACAUAUUUUCGAUGAUUCUAGGAAUUGCAAUGAAGAAUUACGUUCUCAACAGCUUCUGUGUAAAGCUGGUAAAGAAUACUACUCUGAUACUUUAUCUAAAUUAUACGGUGACGUGAAUGGGCUGGAAAAGGAAAGGCGAAGACUAGAAGCUUUAAUUAAGCAAAAUGGAGAUGACUUGAGUAAAGAAGUUAAAGAAAAACUGAAAAUCAUUCGUCUACAAUUGAGCCUAUUAUCACACAUAGAAGACCAGUUAGAAGAUACCAGUAGUCAUGACGAGCUUUGA